UACUCUCUCUUCUCCCUCGUUUCUUCUCCUCUUGACACUUCCUCUCUCAUCCUUUCAUCUCUCCCUCUCGCCCUGUCUAUUCGUCAACCGUACGUCAAGCCCGCGACUUUUCGGAUCUCCCUCUUCCUAGUGCACGCCCUUGGGUCCUAGUAGUGUAUCCUCCCUCGCCGCGGCGCAUCGCGUCACUUCUGUCGCGACAACGGGAGUAGCGGGAUCAGAGCCUCAGAGCCUGGAGGAGAAGCGUUAUCCGUUCACGGUCGAGGAGGCUAAAACUGUGUUUCUUCGCUUCUUUCCGAGAGAUCUUUUUUCUCCGGUUUUAUCGGGAGAUUAAGAGAGAAGAGAGCGCCGACGAUAGAGACUUCUCGCGCGGUAUAUAUACGUCAAGUGGUAAUCGCGAGCUGACAGACACUCGAGGACGCCGCAAGCACUCGGACGUAUAUCGGGAUCACGAUCGACCGCGAUCGGCUCGAGAUGAUCGUGGAACACGCCGCACAGUGGAUCAGGGAGGUGUUGGCUGGGACCCGGCUGGACGCUCUCUACAGCCUUCUCGUGUUCCUCACCGUUCUUCUGAUAGUGAAACACGUUCAGUGGCUCAAGUACAUUCGGGACCUGCCGCCUGGACCGUGGGGCCUGCCGAUUACCGGUUACCUGCCGUUCUUGAAGCGGCAGGAUGUACACCUGCAAUUCUGCGAGCUGGCGAAGAAGUACGGCUCGAUAUUCAGCCUCCGCCUCGGCACGCAGAACCUCGUCGUGCUCAGCGACCACCGGCUCAUACGUGAGGCGUUUCGACGCGACGAGUUCACCGGCAGGCCGCACACCGCGUUCAUCGACAUCCUCGGAGGAUUCGGCAUUGUCAAUUCCGAGGGUGAGCUGUGGAAGGACCAGAGGAAAUUCCUCCACGACAAGCUGAGAAACUUCGGAAUGUCGCACAUGGGCGCCGCCAAGAAGUCCAUGGAAUCCAGGAUCAAACACGAGGUCGAUAACUUCCUACGAGGGUUGGAGCUGCGACAAGGAGCGCCCACGGAAAUCUCGUCCGCCCUCAGCUUGUCGAUCAGCAACGUGAUUUGCACGAUCAUAAUGGGACUGCGCUUCCACCACGGUGACCCGCAAUUCAAGAGGUUCAUGGACCUCAUCCACGAGGGCUUCCAGCUCUUCGGCAGCGUGGCGGUCGUAAACUAUAUACCGAUACUGCGUCACCUGCCGUUCGUGCAUCGAGCCCGCGACAAGAUCGCGCAGAACCGAGUUGAGAUGGCUGCGUUCCUCGAAAAGAUCAUCGAGGAGCACAAAGUCACCUUCAACGAGGAUAACAUUCGCGAUCUCGUGGACAGCUACCUGCUCGAUAUCAAGCGAGCUAAAGAGGAAAACCGAGUGGACCAGCUCGUUUACAAAGAUAAUCCCGAUCGUCACAUACAACAAAUCCUGGGCGACCUCUUCUCGGCUGGCAUGGAGACGAUCAAGACUACCGUGGAGUGGUCGGUAAUUCUGAUGCUGCACCACCCGAAAGCGGCGAAGGCGGUGCAGGAGGAACUCGACUACGUAGUGGGAAGGUCGAGGAUGCCCUCCCUGGAAGAUCUUCCCUAUCUUCCGGUGACCGAGGCGACUAUCCUAGAAGUUCUGCGCCGAAGCAGUAUCGUACCGCUCGGCACCACGCAUGCUCCCAAAGGAGACACGACGUUGGGUGGUUACCUCAUACCAAACGGCGCUCAAGUGAUACCGCUGUUGCACGCCGUCCACAUGAAUCCGCAACUGUGGGAUGAACCGGAGUCCUUCCGGCCGGAGCGUUUCCUGACCUCCGAGGGUAAGGUCCACAAGCCCGAGUUCUUCAUGCCUUUCGGAGUCGGCCGGCGAAUGUGCCUGGGCGACGUGCUGGCCCGCAUGGAGGUCUUCCUAUUCUUCAGUUCGCUGAUGCACACCUUUGACCUGAGGCUGCCCGAGGGCGCUCCGCUGCCGAAACUGAAAGGUAUCUCCGGCGUCACGAUGACGCCGGAACCCUUCAAGGUCUGUUUGCUGAAGAGGAACUUCGACCAUGCGGCCGAAUGCGACACUAACGAGAUCACCGUCAGUGGACCUCUGCGUAACGUUGGCAGCCAUUAAAAGCAUCCUCGGCUCCAGAGCACGGACAUUGUUCCUAUCGCCGGAGGAAGAAGGUCAGAUGAAAAAAAAAAGAUUUGCAAGUUGCGUGCUGAUAUUGCAGAGCCAUCCGCUAUCGCAUUAAUCGAGACGGAAUUCUAUAAGGAUAUUUGGUCGAUGUUCAUUGUCGGAGAACGAUCGAAUGUGAUGCGGCGUGAAAGCGAGUUUCCAAUCCGAGAACGGCAUUUUCGAGACUGUCUCGAUAGGCAAAAAUGCAAUUUUAUUCAAAAUUUAUCCCAAAUUUUACAAAAAAUUAUGAGAGAGAGAGAGAGAGAAACGUU
Molecule: messenger RNA, 2411 nt
Organism: Dinoponera quadriceps
Lineage: Eukaryota; Metazoa; Arthropoda; Insecta; Hymenoptera; Formicidae
Gene: Cyp18a1
Product: cytochrome P450 18a1
Exons: 5
Coding region: 472-2094 (540 amino acids)
Biological process (GO): xenobiotic metabolic process
Cellular component (GO): cytoplasm; intracellular membrane-bounded organelle
Molecular function (GO): oxidoreductase activity, acting on paired donors, with incorporation or reduction of molecular oxygen, reduced flavin or flavoprotein as one donor, and incorporation of one atom of oxygen; heme binding; iron ion binding
Source: RefSeq, a predicted model, not a curated record